This is a messenger RNA of Homalodisca vitripennis (glassy-winged sharpshooter), 2435 nucleotides long. It is a transcript of the gene spz5, whose product is annotated as protein spaetzle 5. The record is from RefSeq and is a predicted model, not a curated record. The coding region runs from base 80 to 1012 and encodes 310 amino acids. Gene Ontology annotation, molecular function: growth factor activity; Toll binding. Lineage: Eukaryota; Metazoa; Arthropoda; Insecta; Hemiptera; Cicadellidae. The transcript has 7 exons. Gene Ontology annotation, biological process: regulation of Toll signaling pathway; innate immune response; central nervous system formation. Gene Ontology annotation, cellular component: extracellular region.
CUCUGACAUCGGGACCUCAGUUCAGUGAAAGUGCUCGGCCAGACAUCGCUGAGACCACCGCCAACCUCCACUUACUGCCAUGGCGGUGUUGCUGUUCCUAGUGGGGUUGACGGUUCUGCUUCCCCCAGCCCAAAGCACGCCGCCGCCCCUGCCCUUACCGUCGUCACCUUACCACUGCCUAGAGUACGGCAAUUGCCGGCAACAUUACAACUUCGUCCCGGCGCCCCCUGGGAAGACACCACCCUGUGCCUCUCAUGGCUCAACCUUCUGUGAGAACACCGACCGAUAUCCCAUGCGCCUGAUCCAGUAUCUCGUGGACCACUGGGUAUAUGACUACAGAUCCUUGCUAAAAGACGAGUCCAAGGAUGAUUUUCCUAAACGUCCCAGACCACAACCGACCUAUGGUCCCCCACGCCCCGUAGGAUACAAGCCGUAUUUAAUGUCUGAUGCUUUCCAGACAAUUAAGUACAACCCGCCAGUGCAUGUGCCGGGAAACUCCCUUAACUUUUCACAGCCACAGGGUUACCCUGAUCGUCGCUACCCCCUACCGCCACUCCCAUUCUACAACAACGACCCGGGGGAGAUCUACUCCGCCCUUCUACAGCCCACCAAUGUUACACCGUACGACCCGUCCCACUGGUGGAAGAGAAUCACGCGAUCGGACGACACAUCCCGGCCCAAACGUCAACUACCCGGCCAGGACAUCCAGUUAUGCCCUACACGUUCACAGUUCGUCAGCCCGAGGGCCGCGCUUAACGCUCAGGGAAACUGGAUGUACGUGGUCAACCUGGAGCAGGACCAGACGAGACUCACGCAGCAAGUGAGGGCCGAGACGUGCACGUCUGACCGAUGCAAUGGUAUAUGCACUUUGCCCAACGGUUAUACGUCGAGAUGUCAGCAGCAAUACGUACAGAAGCGGCUGAUAGCUCUGGAAGGCAGCGGCAACCAGCUGUACACGGACACCUUCUGGUUACCACACUGCUGUAUAUGUCAGAUAACACCCACCAACUGAUAAAAGCCGAGGUGCCUCGUCACAUCGCGUCUGGUCACGUGUGAAAAUGAACAAGAGUGAUGAGUUUAACGAUUCGUAGAUACGAUAUUUUCGCUGCCUUUAACUGAAGCAAAUAGGACGCGGUGUUCUUCAUCUAAAAUUCGCAGUUCUGAGGCCAAAGAAAACUGACUUAAAAGUUUUAGUGAAAACGUCGAUAAAGUAGUGUUUGAUUGUUCUAGUGUAGUUUAUUCAAAGACAUACACCUUCACAAAUGUGACCUAAUUGUCAGUUAAUUAAAGACUCACUGAAUAACCGACAAAAUUUGGUUUCUGCAGUAUAAAUAUAGGAAAACAGAUGAACAAUAAGAAAAGCAACCUACUGGACAAAAUUAUAAAAAAUGGGUCCAAAACCAUCUCUCUACACAGUUUUUUAUGACCAAAUCGCGAAUAACUCUCCAAUCUAAAAUGUAUCGAUUUCAAAUCCAACUCAAUUGUUUUACUCAAAUCAAACACUUAUUUAAUUUGUAUGAUAUUUAUAGUUGUACUCAUCAAUAAACGCAAUUUGAUAGUAGGUUUCAAAAACUUAAUUUGACUAGGUAUUUAUAUUCAUGUAUAUAUUUUGUUAGCAUUUAAGUUUAAAGCGUAAACAUGGUGUAUGCAUUAUGUGUGUUCGUACUUAUAUGAUUGUCAAUUACUGGUGAUAAACCUUGGAGUAAAAAUUAUUUCAAUUAGCUCGCUAAUUUGUCCAGUUUGUUCCAACACAAUGCUUAAUUUGUUCAAUUUUUAUGACCUAAGCGGUAUGUUUUAAAUUCUUCUAUAAUUUACUUAAUAUUAAACAAUUUAACAUAUAAAAUGUUACUUGACUGAAAGUUGAAAUUUAAAUACUUCUUAUUUAAUCCUUUCAAUUCAAACUUGAAUAAAAUAUUUAAUCUAAGUUUGAAUGAUUUUAUAUUUCUGUUUUUGAAACAAGUAAAUUUUAUAAAUAUAAUAAAAUGACCUCAUAAGUUUAUCCUGUACUUUAAACACUGAUAAUAUCUGGUUACUUAAUUUUAGGAUAGUCAUUUUGUUUUAAAAGAAUAGGUUUUUUUAAUGUUCGCUUAUCGAAGUAUAUUUCCUACUGAGAACUGCCAAUGUAUUAUUAUGUUAAUGUAAAAUGGUGCCAAAUAUGUGCCAGAAGUAAUUGUUUUAGCUUUUCUAUCCGUUUUUAUGUAGAAAAUGCCAAAAAUAUGUGUCAUUUUUACAGAGACAGUAAUCAAAACAAUGACAACUAUUCAUAAAAUUGAUGUUAUUUUUCAUUGUUGUUUAGGCUAAGUAUAGGGUUUAAGUAAGAAACUGUGAUUUAUAGAACUGUAAUUUGUGAAUGUAGUACUUACUACAAAUUUAUAUAUCUCUAUAUAAAUUUGAUUAUGUGAGCUAUGUCAAAAUUACAUUAUUUUAUAAAAACC